Aureobasidium musti is the source of this 810-nucleotide messenger RNA. Lineage: Eukaryota; Fungi; Ascomycota; Dothideomycetes; Dothideales; Saccotheciaceae. The record is from the annotation of a GenBank genome assembly.
AUGGCUCCAUCUGGGUUGGCAAUUCUCUUAGGUGCAGGUCCUGCUACCGUGAGUGCACCCUCACCAUUAGAGCUGUUCGUACUGAAAGCGAGAAAGGGCGCUGGUAUUGCACGUGUGUUGGCUGAUCCAGCUCGUGGCAACAUGGCAGUCGCGUUGCUUGCUCGACGGACUGAGGUGCUAAACGAUAUGGUGACUGGAUUGAAGUCAUCGCUCGACAACCCGGUGGUUGAAGCGUUCCCUUCAGAUACCUCGCCAGACUCUUUGAAANAGGCUUUCUCGGACAUCCGCCAGCAUCAGUCUUUCAAUGGUCUCAAGCUGCGUGUAGCCAUCUAUAACAUCAAGCACUCCUCUAAGAAGCCUUUCUUGGAUGAAACAUAUGAUCAAUUUACCGACUCCUUGGAGACAUAUGUGGGAGGCGCUUUCACCUUCGCACAGGAAUCUCUCAAGCGCUUUUUCUCGGACCACGGAGAAUCAACUCUGGCAGAAGGCUCGCCUAAGAAAGGAACGCUCAUCUUCACUGGAACGCUUGGUGCUCUGAGAUGCAACGCCGAGUUCGCAGCAUAUGGGGCAGGUAGAUCAAGCGUAAGACAGCUUGCUCAGACACUUGCUCGCGAGUUCAGUGCCAAAGGUGUCCAUGUGGCACAUUGUAUCGGCAAUGGGUCAGUCGAAGACAAGAACGGCGAGGAUCAGAAGAGCGGCAAGAAAAUCUCGGCUGAGGCUGUUGGCAAGACUUACCUUUGGUUGUCGGAGCAGGAUCCAUCUUUGUGGACUCAUGAACUUGACAUGAGACCUGCACAGGAGAAGUUCUAG